UCCAAGUGACCUCAUAGAGGGCCCCCCUCUCAGGCGUGAAAUAGAUAUUUCCAUCUCAGCCAUUGUAAGGGUAGUUGCCUCUGGGGCUCCGUGGCGGCGGUGGGUGGGCUUGCUCACACGUAACAUCUCCCCGCAGCAGCCAUGAACGGGAGCGAAUGCUACAUCUGUGGACGCUCAGGCCACUGGGCCCGGGACUGCCCUAAAGCUGGAAAUCGAAUGCGAGGACAAAAAAGCCAAAGCCAAGAGCCUGAGUGUAGCUCCACCUCCCAGUUUGACAUCUGUUACCGCUGCGGUGAAACUGGCCAUCACGCCAAGGACUGUGACCUUCUCCAGGACAAAUGCUACAACUGCGGGAGAAAAGGUCACAUCUCCAAAGACUGCAUGCAGGCCAAACGAGAACAGUACUGUUACAUCUGCGGCAAGGCGGGCCAUCUAGCUCGCGAGUGUGAUCAGGAAGAGCAGAAAUGCUACUGUUGUGGGGAAUUGGGGCAUAUCCAGAAAGACUGCACCCAAAUCAAGUGUUACCGAUGUGGUGAAAAUGGUCACAUGGCGGCGCAUUGUAGCCAAGGGAAUGUGGUCACCUGCUUCCGCUGUGGCGCAUCUGGACAUCUGGCCCGAGAAUGUCCCCUUAAGGCAACUUUUUAGAUCCCUUCCCCGACCCUUCCCUCCUCCCCAUCUUUACUGCCCAGUUGUCGUUUCUCUACCAUGUUUCCACCAACUGAAACAUCCCUAGAUGGAGGUAAGCUACUCUCUGUGGACAGCAAGCUUUACUGUGUCAAAAGAUUCAGAAAGGGCUGAUGGGGGGAAAAAAAAUCUCAAAAAAAAAAUUUCAUUACUAACAUACUAUGCCUGGGCCAGAAGGCACCCAGAAACUGAACAGUUGGGCACUAGGCAAUUAUUGAGCUCCUCCGAUGUCUUUUAACAUGCGGGAUCAGAAGGGACUACUGAGCAAAUCAGGACACAUUUGCCACACAGCCCUUGAAUCUGCUACCAAACAAAAUCUGUCAGAUGAAGAUCAACUGCCAUGCAGAGAACUAACACCAAGUUAAAAGGACAAAAAGCAAAACUGUGAGCUUGGAGAGUGGGGAAGACAAUGUAAUGUUAGAUGUACAAGACAAGACUACCCUGAGGAGGUAACUUUUCCUCAGAGACUUACAAAACAAAUAAAGCUGAUUUUGGAAAUGUCUAUGACUUCGCCAACUUAAUUGUACUUAACUUUAUUAGAUUGAUAGCUUUGAAGUAUUUUACCUCUACAGCUUUUAAAUCAUAUUCAAAGAUAUCUCGGGCCCUUCAUAGUAUACAUAGUUCAACGAGAUGUAUAAUGUA
Molecule: messenger RNA, 1326 nt
Organism: Perognathus longimembris pacificus (Pacific pocket mouse)
Lineage: Eukaryota; Metazoa; Chordata; Mammalia; Rodentia; Heteromyidae
Gene: Zcchc13
Product: zinc finger CCHC-type containing 13
Exons: 1
Coding region: 142-645 (167 amino acids)
Biological process (GO): positive regulation of cytoplasmic translation
Cellular component (GO): cytoplasm
Molecular function (GO): single-stranded RNA binding; mRNA binding; translation regulator activity
Source: RefSeq, a predicted model, not a curated record